Lytechinus variegatus (green sea urchin) is the source of this 4303-nucleotide messenger RNA. RefSeq lists its product as uncharacterized. Bases 1302 to 3959 code for a protein of 885 amino acids. Lineage: Eukaryota; Metazoa; Echinodermata; Echinoidea; Temnopleuroida; Toxopneustidae. The record is from RefSeq and is a predicted model, not a curated record. Gene Ontology annotation, molecular function: zinc ion binding. The transcript has 9 exons.
GUAUAGACGUACGUACGUAGCGCUAUAGCGAGCGCAGCGCCCCUAAUGCCAAGGCGGUCGUUGUUUAGCUAGUCGAAAUAACGAAAUCUGAUUGGUCUGUUGUCGAUGGUAACUUUGAGCCAAUUACCUUGCAACACUAACAGUGGCAGAUUUAUGGUGAUUGUGUGCUUUUUUUUCAAUGAUAAAAUCACCUCCAAUAGAGUGCUGACAGGCUUACAACACUACAUUUGGGUUGGGGGGGGGGGGGUGACUGUGUUGUGUACAUAUGUGAAAAUUUACUACUUGUAGAUCUACUGGAGUCAGUGGAGAGGUGGGUGCAGGCAGAAGCAUAUUCAGAAUGAAGACUCAAAAUUGAUUAUUCCCAAGAGGAGUUAAAACCUCAAUUGUUUCAUGACAUUGGCGACAAUUUCUUAAUUACAAACCAGUAGAACUUGAUAUUUGGGGUUAACAAACUCAAAUAUCAUUUGGCAAUCUUUCUAAUCUAACAAGUUACCAAUUUGCACCAAUUUUGUAAAUGCUGCCAAUUGAGGAUUCACAUUAUUUCAGUUUGCACUUGAAAUAAUUCCUAUGAGCCACUCAGCCAUUCAUGAGGGCUAAUUUUUUCAGAAAAAAAACCCCUCUCUUUUUGUACAUAUUUCAGAAUUUUAGAAAACCUGAUUGAAUUGUAUCAGAUGUGGUCUGCUACUCAAUGGGUGAAAUUGAAGCAUAUAAAUGGAAAAAAAGUGGAUUGAAACAUAAAGAGAAGGUGAGAAAAUAGUGGCAAUUGAAAGUAGGCAUUUGGAACAUGACCACUACACUAUAACCGUGCUCAUUGAAAAGAGAGAUAAUGUAAGUGGUAGAAAUUUAAAAUGUACAUUUUUUUUUCUUUCAGUUGCACUGUGUCAUUGGAGGAGAAAAACCAAGAAGUCGCGGAUCAGGAAAGCGUGAUAGAAGGUAUGAUCCUGGUAUGAUCAGUGAAUGGGCUCUAGUCCAAUCAAUCCAAGUCUUGAGACCAAGAUCGAGUCACUUUACCCAUUACAAAUGCAAAGACAAUGAAAAUGCACACAUCCACACACCCUCACACAGACACACACACAUAUAUAUAUAAAUAUAUAUAUAUAUACAUACACCAAAAUCACUGAAUUACUACUGAACCACUAAAAGAGGUCUAAUUUUCAAAAUUAUUCGAAAGUCUAAAAUUUUCUGAAAGUGUUUGAUGGCUCAACCUAAUUUAUCAUUAAAUAUGCGUAUGAUUCUGACCAAAUUUACCAUGCCGACCAAACUAUACAUUUAUAAUUCUUUCAUCUUCAUUAUGUAGCACAAUGCGGUCAUCGUGUCCUGUCAUGCUAAAGUUGCUGGCUUCCGUGGAUGGGAAGAAACUUUGGUUAUCGUCCAUGGUAUCAGAGCAUAAUCAUGAGGUGUCAGAGGCACUGUUUCGCCACCUGCCUCAGCAGAGGAAACUGUCUGAUGAUGAGAGGGAGGAAGUAAUGGGAUUUCUUGCAAUGGAUGCCAACAAGAAACUCAUUCAAGAGAGAAUGCAGAGCAAAACUGGGAAGGUCAUUGUGCUUCGAGAUUUAACAAACAUUGCUGCUAAGGUGAAGUGUAGAGAACAAGAUGCAGCCACCAUUGUGCGGACACUCCGUGAAAAAUAUGGUGCGACAACAGAAGUCCUGAAAGACAAGAGCAAUCAACUCACUGGCCUAUUCUUUCAAGAUCCGGAUAUGCAUCGAAUCUAUCAGGCCUAUCCGGAACUUAUCUGCGUAGAUGCAACAUACAAACUAAACAACCUCAGGAUGCCUCUCUACCUGAUUCUUGUGGAAGAUGGUAACGGUAAAAGUGAAAUAGCAGCGGCAGCAAUUCUUGCGAGUGAAAACAGAGAGAGCUUGAAAUGGCUGUUUGAAAGUUUCAAGAAACACAAUGAACACUGGCCCCAAACAGUUAACAUCAUGAGUGACAAAGAUAUGAAUGAACGAGAGGCAAUAGGAGAUGCCUUCCCUCAAGCAAGCAUGCAUGUUUGCUUGUUCCACACACUGCGGACCUUCCGUCGAGAGGUAACAGAAGGGAAGAUGGGUAUUACCAGUGGACAGAGAAUGACGGCUCUGAGGAUACUUCAGAAAAUAGCAUACAGUCAGAAUGAAGAAGAGUACAAGAAAAAUCUAACACUUCUUGAGGAGUCAUGUCCAUCUGCAGUCACACAGUAUGUGAAGGCAAACUGGGAUCCCAUCAGAGAAGAAUGGGUCCUUGGCAUGAAGAACACUUACACACUGUUAAACAACACAAACAAUCGUCUGGAGUGUCUGAAUCAGAAAGUAAAAAGCGUUGUAGGACGCUACAGCACACUGCCAGAGUUCAUAUCAAGAUUCUUUGUUUUGGUGCACUCAUUGAGAGGUGAGCGGGACCAAGAUGCAGCAAACAUAGUUCAUAAGAGGAAGGUGAUGAAGUUGCCAGAAGAUGCACCGGAAAGGAAAUACUGUGAGGUUCUUACCCCAUAUGCAGCCUCAUUAGUGAACCAGCAAUUGAGCAGAAAGGCCAGCCCAAAUUCCCAGUACAAAACAAUGCAAAAUGAAUGUAACUGUAGUUUCUACAAUGCUACUCACCUACCAUGCUGUCACAUCUUCCAGCUUAGGGCUGAGCAGGGGCUGCCAAAGUAUGACAAUGACCUGUGCCCACUGCGUUGGACCACUGCCUUCUACAAAUCCCAACAGAGGAUUUUUGUGACUCACCAGGAUCAGCACAUGGUAACACCGAGAUCUGCAGGAGUUUCAGUGGAGCAACAGCAAAUACGCCCAAUUAGCCAGCAUGCGCGCUAUAGGACAGCGAUAGACAUAACAUCAAAGUUGGCAUCUGUUGCAUCAGAGACAGCUGGACAAAUCUACCAGAACAGAAUAACAUCACUUAGAAGGAUCUACGAGAUGUGGUGCCAAGGAAAAGAAGUUACCAUAACGGAAAAACAGGAUGACAUUGAUGCCCAGGAGGCCACAGAGGUGAUGGUAGUUGACAGGAUGGACCAGGAAGAGGAGAGAGAGCAUGGAGGGGACAAUAAGGAAGGAGAGGAGGAUCAGGCUGAGGAGGAGGAGGUGGGACAGGACAAGGAGAUUAGACAAGAGGAGAGGGAAGAUGAUCUGACAGCUGUAGGUCUGCUUCAGGAAAUGCAUUUGACAGUUAUCAAGUCUCCAGAGGUUGAGAUGAUGGAAGAGGAAAGGUUGAAGGAAUGUGAGGUAACGCAGGACAAUGAGACUGUAUCAGAGGUGAAUGACGAUGAACUAGUCCAUUUACUGGAGGAACUGAGGGCAGAGAGUACAAACGUUGAUGCUCCAAAUGCUUUGGAGGUGAAUGAAGGACGUACUGAAAAUCAGCAGAAGGGGGAAGUACAGGAAGUGACAGCACAAGAGAAGGGUGAUGAUCAUCAGGCGAAAGAAGUGCAGAUGAAGGAUGCAUUUGAUGAUCUGAAGGGGUUGAGACUACCACCCAAAAUGAAGAAAAGAGGAAGACCAAAGGGCCAGGAGUGCACUGUUGUUGGGCUGCCAAAGAGAAAAAAACGUCAGACCAUUCCAUUCUCAAGAUUGCAUCCAUGUGAGAAAGAUCAAGCUGUUGUGUCAUGGCUUGUCGGAGAAGAGCUGGCAAAGAGAAGUAUUCUAAGAGGAUAUAUGAUCGAGGAGGUGGAUGUCGAGGUCAGACCUGAGAAACUGCCCUCCAGGAUUUUAGACGAGCAGGUCGAUGUUAACAGGAUGAGGAAGUAUUUUACCAAAGAUGCCUGGAGUUUGGUGCAGGAUGUGGUGGCUGCCAAGAGGAAUGAUCCAAGAUGGACAUGCCCUAUUUGCAACCUUGACCUUGAUGACAUAGACUCACCUACACUUGGGUGUGAUGCCUGCUUGGAAUGGUUUCACCUGAAAUGUCUAGGGAAAGCAAGCCAGCCAAAGGCGGCCAAAUGGUUCUGCUCAGUUUGCCGCAAUGCCACACACCGCAACUCCCAAAACUGAUUAAUUUGGGAACAGAUCCAUCCAGGCUCAAAAGUCAUGAAAUUAGUAUGGAAUUGCUAAUUUUACCUAGUUUGGCCUAAGGUCGGUCAGGCUUACCUCAAGCAUUCCAUAUUUCAGUUGAGCGGAGAUAUGUCUCUCCUCUGGUCUCGAUCUGUUGCACAGAUCGAUACUUCUUGAAAUCCUUGUGUAGAACUUAGUGAAAGAAGACUCGCUUUCAUUUUAUUCUUUAUUCAUUCCUUUGGUAUUCAUUUUAAUAGUUUUUUUUUUUUUCAAAAUCGGAAAAGAAAGCAAACUCUUGGCCUAUUUCCAAUGCCACGUUUAAGGAGAGUUUAUGCGGUUUUCAG